UUCAGACCUACAGCCGUCCUCACCGUCCUGAAGAGACCCACGCCGCCGGUUCCUCCGCCCCGGAGCACUCCGUCCAGAGCCGAGGAGAUCCCGCUGAUGCAGAACGGAGCGCCCAGCAGAGACUCUGCGAAGAGCCUCGGCGAGAGCCGCUGUCCUCAGACCACGAGAGAGCGAGUGCGCUUCAGCGAGAAGGUGCAGUAUCACGGCUACUGCCCAGACUGUGACAUGAUCAGCACAGAGCUGCACUUACACACCGAGCUGAUCGACGCCAAACACAGUCCCGUCCAUCAGUGCUCCAAGAACGGCGGCCUCGCUUUCCCCUCGCAGAAACCACACAAGACCAUUUUACGCAAGUCCACCAGCACCACCGUUUGACGCAGACCGAGGCUGAACGAACUUCUCUUUAUAGUUUCCUUUUGUUUGGAGAGGAGAAGACAGAAGGAGAGUGUUGAACGGUAAGAGCUUUCAGAAUCAGGAGGCG
Molecule: messenger RNA, 481 nt
Organism: Sinocyclocheilus rhinocerous
Lineage: Eukaryota; Metazoa; Chordata; Actinopteri; Cypriniformes; Cyprinidae
Product: protein Largen-like
Exons: 1
Biological process (GO): positive regulation of cell size; positive regulation of translation
Source: RefSeq, a predicted model, not a curated record